This is a messenger RNA of Camelina sativa (false flax), 1131 nucleotides long. RefSeq lists its product as uncharacterized. NCBI's taxonomy places the organism in Eukaryota, Viridiplantae, Streptophyta, Magnoliopsida, Brassicales, Brassicaceae. The record is from RefSeq and is a predicted model, not a curated record.
AUGGCGCAGCUUUUAAUCAACCGAAUCUUCAAACCAUCUGUCUGCAAAAACUUUCUCAGACACACAAACGUUCGUAUGUUCUCAUCUACAACUCACUUCUCAUCUACACCAGCCUACCCGUUUCUGUUGAUUGACUACAUCCUUAACAUCGCAGACUCUUCUCUGGAUGGUCGUGUAACAACACAAAAUUAUUCCUCCAAGGGAAAGAAAGUCUAUAUUAACGACGAGAAACUCAGUGAGGAGGUCUGUGAUGCGAUGACUGUCGGCUUUUCACGUGAUGGACUAGAACUAGAACUAGAAUCCUAUAUUUCGUACAGUGACGACGAGGAACUUAUCAUCAACUAUAAUCCCUCGAACCCCAAACUUGAAGACGUGACCGUUCAUCUACCUUCUCUACCCACCGAUACCGAAAUCCAAAACCUGGUCAUGUCCUCUUUACCUGUCCGAGAUAAAGAUUGGGUAGUGGGUGUCAAGUUAUCAGGAUCUCGGUUGAGUCUCUGUAGGCCUUUUGGCAGCUCUAAAUGGAUCAACAUCAACACCAUGCCUCAGUGUAUAAACCCUUUUUCGACCCUCAUGUUCUCCAAGACAGAUCAAAGGUUCUACAUUCCAAGUAUUGGAGGCAACUACUUGUGCUACUUGGAUCUCAACUCUAAGGAGGAUGAGAAACCCAAGUUCAUCGACAUGGAAUUUGACAAUCUUCCAAAGUCUGUGUAUGAGGAGUUGGCUGAAGUGAGUUCAUGUUCUAGGACAGAGCAUCUUGUGGAGUCACCCACCGGCCAACUUUUCCUCGUCAAGUGGUACGGUAAGGACAUGAAGGAUUAUGAAAACGAUCUGAUACAUGUAACAGAAAAGUUCAUGGUGUUUAGAGCAGGUGAGGAAUCGGACGAGUAUGGAAAGACUAUGAUCUACACAGAAGAUAUUGGAGAUCUUUGCAUUUUUGUUGGACGUGGUGAGGCUUACUGUGUCCCGGCAAGUUUUUCCCAUGGACUCAAGCCUAACUGCAUCUAUUUUGUUGGCCAUAACUUUGGUGUUUACGAUCUCGCCACCAAAACCUGCACUACCUUGUACAUAGAAGAUUACAAACCAUUAAGGAAGUUGGACUUCCCUUACUGGCCUCCUCCUAAUAAUUAA